Messenger RNA from Vespa velutina, 2627 nucleotides. RefSeq lists its product as uncharacterized. The coding region runs from base 430 to 1899 and encodes 489 amino acids. The transcript is spliced from 7 exons. The record is from RefSeq and is a predicted model, not a curated record. Lineage: Eukaryota; Metazoa; Arthropoda; Insecta; Hymenoptera; Vespidae.
GUUAACCUCGGUCGAGUUCGGUUUAAUCUGACGAACACGAACCUAACCUCUCUUCUCUAUCCUUUUAUUUCUUCUCUAACGUGCUUACUAACGUUUGACAUUUGCCUUUGUUUUGUUUCGUUUCGUUUCGUCUACUUUUUUCUAUUUUUAUUUUUUUUUUUUCCUCUCCACUAUUUGUCCUUCGUCAUACAUACGUACUAUAUAUUUCAUCGAUCGAAUAUGCGAACGAGUAUGACAAAUACACUUUUAUCUUUAUUACUUUUUACAUGAUUUAAUAAAUGGUCUACGCUAUGUCAGGAGUUUUCUAUUGGAGUAAUAAAAACGUUUAUAGAGUAUAAGGGGAAAGAUUUGUAAAAUACGACAACAAUAAUAACAAAUACAAUCGCAAAACUGGCGAACCUGGCGAAUCUCGCGAGUUGCGUAUCUACGAUGAUAGACGACGAGGAGCAGGAGGAGCUCCGUUGUACCGGAAGUGACGUAGAAAUUGAAGAAUAUACCGAUACAGAAGAAUCACCGUACGUCGGCGCUUAUCGUGCCAGUUCCGAUAAGCUAUUCGACCGAAGUAGAGCGACCUGGCAAAAAUUCACCUUUCUAAUCACCCUUCUCACCGUGGUUACAUCCGUAACAGUUCUUGUUAUCGGUUUUCCACUUUAUCUCGAAAGCAUCAGUGCCGUAUCCAACUCUUACACUGGUCUUCUCUUCAGUGCACUCGGGUCUGCUUGUAUUCUCGGGUUCGUCUACGUCGUCAUGGAAAAAGUCUCUCCGCCUCCACCUUUGGUGCCAAACUCGAUGAGAAUAAGGAUACCACGUUGCAUCCUAAUCAAAAUAAGCACGCUCUAUGCUCUCUCUGGUAUUCUUGUUGCACUAUCUCUCGAUCAAAAUCGAGUUCUAUGUCAUCUUCAGGAUCCGAUAAAGGGCAUUACUCUACUUUUCUCAUUGGUUUACUAUUUCUUCUUCUCUCGAAAAAUGAUGAGCCUUCAACGAAUAUUCGCAAGCACGACGAUAAUAGUAGGCUUGUUUAUAAGUGUCGACUAUGGUCUUUGCGAUGAAUUUCGUUGUCGGGGAAGAGAAGUGUCGGCGCAUACAGCGACAAUGAGAGGAUCCUGGGGCGUCAGAGCUGUCUGGACUUUUGUUUACGUCGGUGCAUUGGCCGCUUUCGCGAUGUUCUUCACUAUGCUCGAGCGUCAUUAUACUACCGGGCAACAAAAUAUUUGUCAAUUGCUGACAACUCAGCCGAGUUCUUUCCUAUACACCGUUUCUCGCUUGGUCUCCUCGCGUGACAUACGACGAAGAGGAUCGGAGGAGGAGGGUGGUAGAUUGUUGCACGUCACGGACCCAGAUCCAACUAUAAAGCCGAAGAAUUAUCCGAAACCUCCCAUACUUCAGACCCUUUUCCACAUACAUGCCAUCGCAUUUUUUGCAAUCCUCACGCUCUGUUGGUUGGACACGUUGCCUGGUAUCGGUAGGGGUUUAUCGCCGGUCGACUUGUAUCGUAUCGUCGAACACGGUUUGUCCUGUCACUUUAAAGCAAUUGAUUCUUGCUCAAACGUAUCCAGCCACGCAUGGAUUUGUCUUUUAGCUUAUGUAAUUUUUAUCAUCUCGUCGAUAAACUUUCUUUCGAUGUGUGAAAGUGCUGUAUUUACUGUCGCAGCGGCUACAGUAUCUCUUCCUUUAUCUGGAAUUUGGUGGAGCAUUUACAAAAUGAACGUCGGUGCUAACGGCGGUUUCAUCGAAUGGUCACCUGGAGUAACUGGCGAAUUAAUUUGUGCUUUACUCGGUCUUCCGAUUGUACUCCUUGGCUUGGGCUUACUCGUCAGAUCUCACUUCAGGGAUAAUCAAGCUUAUUAUCAAACUAUACAACCACCUGAUAUACAACACGAGCCACCAUGCCAUAGAUGAAUCCUUCCUAUAUUAUUUUUUUUCGCAUAAAUAUAUAAAUAUAUAUAUGCUAUAUUAAUAUAAUUGAGAACGAAAAAGAAAAAAAAUAGGAUGAGAGAUGAUAGAUAGAUCGAUCGAUCGAUUUCAAAACAUAACAAACAAACUGAAGCUACAAAUUAGUCAAACCGAAGUUUAUUAUCUUAUUAUUAGCAUAAUAUAAUUGUUGCUAAUAAGUAUAUUAUAUUAAUCUUUACUUAAUCGUACAUUCAUACACAUGAAGAUUACGUACUUUUACGUAAUUGAUUAAAUUUAUAAUCGUUCGCAAAAAGGUUUUCAGAUAUGUACAUAAGGAAAAACCCAGAUGCGAUUCCUUUAAACGUUUGACAAUUUUUUGAAGAAAAAGAUAGAAAAAAUAGAGAGAGAGAGAGAGAGAGAGAGAGAGAGAGAGAAGACAGAGACAAAAAAAAUCGUUAAAAUAAAAAAUAACAAGGAAAAAAAGAUACAAAAAGAAAAUGAAAAUAAGAAAAUUACAAUGAAAGAACAAUGAAAGUGUUUUAAUUUGUCGCGGCAGGGGUGAAUGGGGCGGACGGUAGGAGGAGGGCUGAUUAAACGAUCGUUUUUUCCUAUAUAAUGCCAACAUACAUAAUAAAACAAAACAAAAAAAAACAAAAAAAGAAAAUAUCCGUCGAGCCAGAACGUUAUUGCCAGUUUAUAUUUUAUUUUGAUAAAGAAGCAUUCCGAAGAAAAAC